Messenger RNA from Colletotrichum orchidophilum, 447 nucleotides. RefSeq lists its product as uncharacterized. The transcript has 2 exons. The coding region runs from base 1 to 447 and encodes 148 amino acids. The record is from RefSeq and is a predicted model, not a curated record. NCBI's taxonomy places the organism in Eukaryota, Fungi, Ascomycota, Sordariomycetes, Glomerellales, Glomerellaceae.
AUGCUUGCCUCACACGGACGCGGCGGUGCCGGCAACAUGGCGGACACCUCCAAGUCGCCCAAGAUCACCCCCAAGGACCUCGAGACCCCGACCCUCAAGACAUCCGUCGUCACCACGGGCCGCGGUGGAAGCGGAAACAUGGCCAAGAACGCCGAUCCCUACGAAACUCGUUUGCGCCAGGAUGUCGAGGCUGUUCCACGAAGAGAGAGCGCCGGCGCAACCCACUUUGGACGCGGCGGUUCCGCCAACGUCUUCAAGGGUUCCCCCGAGGAGGAGGCCGCGGCCAAGAAGGCAAAGGCGGAGGGCGCGAGCGCCGUCGACGACGACGAUGCUACUACGCUCCGCAAGAGCCCCUCGCCCCCGGCGCGCCGCAGCUCCGAGGAGAAUGCCAACGGCCUCGCCGCCAAGGGCAAGCAGUGGCUCAAUAGCCUGACCAAGAAGGCAUAA